UCGUCCCCGAAAUCUCAUCCCCAUCUUCUCCCCCCUCUCUAUCGCCUCGCCCUCCCGGCCUCCCGCAACAAGCGGAGGACGAUUAUAUUAAAAAAAAAACAAGCGGAGGACGCCGGCCUCCAUCCACGGGGUCCCUCCGCCGACAGCCUCUUCCACGCUCCUGCGGAGGCUUGACUCCCUCUCCAUCAGACGCCGCCCGCCUCUCUACCACCUCCCUCCUUAAUCCCGCGACCGCAACCACCGUUUCCCAACCGGACGCCGCCGUCUUCCUUCUACCUCCCGCGGCCGCUGUCCUCUCGAAGGCCUGCACACGGUUUGAAGGGAAGGAUAAUUGCGGUGCUGUGUUUGAUUUCACUGCGAGGAGUGAGAUGAGGCUAAGUAUUGGACAAGUCCAUCGAAAUGUUCUUGCGCUGGCAUCUUCCCGGUCGGGCUUUGUUCUUGGAGACCGUCUUUCAUUCAGGAUGCUGUCACAACCACGGGCAGCUGGAUUUCAUCAGACUGCUCGGCGUGGUAGUCAAAUUGUAGAAGAUAAGGGAGGGCCAUUAACUCUUGCUAGCUUAGAAGUGCAAAACAGGGUUGAAUAUGUGAAUAAGGAAAAAAUGGCACGAACUGGAGGUCCGAAGCAAAGUUCGAGAGGUUCUUCUUCCCUCAAGGUGAAACCUAGUGUUUCUUUGCUUAAUGUCAAACCAGUGAAGACUGCAUUGCCAAAGUCAGCUGGGAUAAAGAAGACACUGAAGGUAGAUGAGGCUCUGUUUUCUGCCAAGUCAUUUGAAGAGCUUGGUUUGCCGCCUUUGCUUGUUGACCGGUUGAACAAGGAGGGUCUAGCUGCGCCAACUGAGGUCCAAUCUGCUGCUAUUCCUAUAAUAGCACAAAAGCAUGACGUGGUGAUCCAAUCAUAUACUGGCUCAGGGAAAACACUUGCUUAUCUUCUCCCAAUUCUUUCUGAAAUAGGCCCACUGACGAGGCCUAUGGGGCAAGAUAAUUCUGAGAAAAGAUCAGGUAUUGAAGCAGUUAUUGUUGCUCCUUCCAGAGAAUUAGGAAUGCAGAUUGUGCGAGAAGUAGAGAAGAUUUUGGGUCCUAACGAUAAGAGACUUGUCCAGCAACUUGUUGGUGGUGCUAAUCGUUCCAGACAAGAAGAAGCAUUGAAGAAGAACAAGCCAAUCAUUGUUGUUGGUACACCUGGUCGUAUAUCUGAAAUUUCUGCAGCAGGUAAGCUACACACCCAUAGCUGCCGCUUCCUUGUACUGGAUGAAGUUGACCAGCUUUUGUCUUUUAAUUACCGUGAGGAUAUGCAUAGAAUUUUGGAGCAUGUUGGAAGGAAAUCUGGUUCCACAUCUAGGGAUAUUCUUGGCCCACUUGCUAGGCGUUCUGAGCGCCAAACUAUCUUGGUUUCUGCAACAAUUCCAUUUUCAGUUAUACGAGCAGCAAGGAGUUGGGGUCAUGAUCCAGCUCUUAUUAGAGCUAAGAGUGUAGUUCCGCUUGACUCAAUCACUGUUCCAAGACCUGCGUUAUCCCAAACUGAUGCUAACUCCAGCUCUCCAUCAAACUCAGUGAACCAAGCUGCUGUUGGCAGCUUGCCGCCAUCAUUGGAACACUACUACUGUACAGCCAAGGCACAACACAAAGUUGACACCUUACGGAGAUGCAUCCAUGCUCUGGAAGCACAGACGGUGAUUGCAUUUAUGAACAACACAAAGCCACUGAAGGAUGUUGUAUUUAAGUUGGAGGCCCGUGGUAUCAAAUCCACUGAGCUACAUGGGGAUCUUGGGAAGCUUGCAAGGUCUACAGUCUUGAAGAAGUUCAAAGACGGAGAAUACAGAGUUCUGGUUACAAAUGAGCUGUCUGCCAGAGGACUGGAUGUGCCAGAAUGUGACCUUGUGGUUAAUCUGGACCUUCCAACUGAUUCUACACAUUAUGCCCACAGAGCUGGAAGAACUGGACGUCUUGGGCGGAAAGGGAUUGUGGUCACAAUAUGCGAAGAAAACGAGGCAUUCGUUGCAAGGAAAAUGCGCAAGCAAUUGGCUGUGCCCAUCAAGCCAUGUGAAUUCACUGAAGGCGAGCUUGUUGUUCAUAAGGAGGAAGAUGUGGAAUAAAUUUUCCUAGUUUGCAUUAUUACAUCUGUUUACAUGUAGCUUUUUGUAAUAUGAUUUUGCAAAUUCAACUGUUAGUACUCCACUGGCCUUUGCUUGUCCUGCAGGAUAUUUAUAUAGGCUAGGUUUUUCUUUUUUGAAACACUAGUCUGCAACCAAAUUAAGUCAUAGCUACCUCUUAACUUCUGCAGGGAGCUAUUUUCUGCGGAAUCUUAAUUCCUGUAUUCCGGCAGUAGAUGAGUACUGAGGGAAACAUUCCAUCUUGUGGGUGUAAAUUGAACCAAACUAUUUAUUUGAUGCCUCUGGAGAACUAUCAACCACCCCUGGAACUUUGUUGGAUGUUUCUGUUAA
Messenger RNA from Panicum virgatum (switchgrass), 2441 nucleotides. Its product is annotated as DEAD-box ATP-dependent RNA helicase 47A-like. The transcript is spliced from 2 exons. The coding region runs from base 369 to 2093 and encodes 574 amino acids. NCBI's taxonomy places the organism in Eukaryota, Viridiplantae, Streptophyta, Magnoliopsida, Poales, Poaceae. Gene Ontology annotation, molecular function: ATP binding; RNA helicase activity; RNA binding. The record is from RefSeq and is a predicted model, not a curated record.